Molecule: messenger RNA, 1992 nt
Organism: Misgurnus anguillicaudatus (oriental weatherfish)
Lineage: Eukaryota; Metazoa; Chordata; Actinopteri; Cypriniformes; Cobitidae
Gene: hbegfb
Product: heparin-binding EGF-like growth factor b
Biological process (GO): epidermal growth factor receptor signaling pathway; positive regulation of cell population proliferation
Molecular function (GO): epidermal growth factor receptor binding; growth factor activity
Source: RefSeq, a predicted model, not a curated record
UUUAUUAAAAUGUUUAAAAAAAUAUUAAAUUAAUAAAAAUAUAUUUAGGACCAAAAUUAGACCAUCUUAAGCAAAGACAGCAUUUCAGUUUUAGCUUUGAGUAAAUGUGUACUACUGAAUGAAUGAUUGAUGACGUGCGUCCAUGGAUUCAUAAAGGGGAAGCGCUUGUGUCAGUCUUUAUAACUGCAUCGGCGCGUGCUCGCGCUGCUCGUCCCUGGCAUUUACAGUAGAUAUCGGACGGUGCUGGAGACGGGGCACGGGGACUUCUGAUCUGCUCAUUUUCGGAACAUACUUGAAACGAAUAUGGAUACUUAUUACGACUUGGGAUCAUUGUCGUUUAUUGUCUCGUGUUAUGCAGUUGCGCCUCUAUGGACAGGUAUGAAAGUGCCAAACCCAGAACAACAGUGCUCAACAGUAUUGAAAGCUUGGAAGAGACAAGCAGCACAUCAGGACAUCAGCCAGACAAAACAUCCGAUCUGUAUGAUCUGGAAUAUGAUGAUGAUGACUCAAUCUCUGGGGAUUAUGAUUUUAUCCUCCCAAGAGUUCAAUUUUCCACAAAACCCAAACAUCCGUCUAUGAUGCCCAUUACUGAGAAGAAAAGAAAAGGCAAAAGAAAGGGCAAAGGAAAGGGUAGGGGGAGGAAGAAAAACCCCUGCCUGUCAGAAUACAAAGAUUUCUGCAUUCAUGGAGUUUGUCACUAUCUGAAAGAGUUACAGUCUCAUUCUUGUGUAUGUGAGGCCGGUUUCUCAGGGGAGAGAUGUCACCUGUUCACAUUACCGGUAGUUAAAGAGGAACAGCGUUACAGCCGGACCACAGCUUUAGCUGUAAUGGCAGUGGUCUUGUCCCUCAUGUGUCUCACGAUCAUUGGCAUUCUGCUGACACUGAGGUACCACAAAAAAAGUGAUGAUGAUGUGGAAAGUGAAGAAAAGGUCAAACUUCCGUGCAGUAGUGAUAAGCAGUGAAAGACUGAAAAGCUAGAUGGUCAUGACAUGUGACCCACAUGGGCGGAGCGUUAUGGGUGACGAGGAAACUGUUAUGUCUGGCAAGGGCAUAGAAAUGAUUGCCUUCAUCUUAUAGGAUACAUCUCAAGGGGAACUAAAAUUGUUACCUCCCUACUUUUUAAAUCAUUCCUAUGUCCCCUAUGUUUUUCCUCGACAAUGGCUACCGACACUGAAGAAUGAAGGAUUUUUCUAAUGUUUGACCUUAGCCAUUGUCCACCUAGACAAUAUACUGAAAGGACUGCUUGUAUUUUAAAAGGAACUGAAGUGCAACACGUGAUGAAUGUAGUACCACCUUUUAGCUGCAUCAGUCAAGUUGCUUGUAAUGUUGUUGCUUAUUUAUUUAAAAAAGAAAAGGUGUUUCUGAUCAGAUCAGUUUAAACGCCACAUGGCUCUUGUAAUUAUUUAUUUAUACGUUGGUUAUUUAUUGUAAUAUGUAACAAUUUUGUAAGUUUUUUAAAAAUGUUUUGAAUGUAUGAAUAUUUAUUAUUGACAAACACAAUCAAAUAAUGUUCUAAUAUGACUGUUGUGCUUAUGCAUGACCGUCUUUAAAAUCAAAUAUUGUAUAAAAGACCUUCAGAUAACAUUUUAAUAACCUUAUACCCAUACUGUGAAAAUACAGCAGGUGCUCUAAAAAUAUACAAUCACACAAUCAGAGAAGUUACGAACUGUUUAGGAAUGUCGGAAGACUGUGUUUUUUGACGUUGUUUGCUCAUUGGGUCUUUUAUAUGUAUUACUGAAAAAGUGUAGCUUAAAUUAAGUGAAAUAAAAUGGAAUAUAUUCAUCAUAGCAUUUUUUGAAGUGCUAUGUGUUUUAUACUGUAAAAACAAAACAAGUGAUAUCCAAGCUCUGGCAUUUUCAAGCAAUAUUGGAAUAGUUUCAGUUUAAUAAACAAUUCUGUUUGUAUAUGAAUUUGUUUGGUGUUUAUAUUGGAAAAAGAUGCUAUGGUCUGGAAGAAUGUUUGUUGCACUUUUUGUCUUUAAACUUUCCGCUG